AUGGCAGAAAGCAAACCCAAGCUACACUGUGCCUGGUUCUGCCCAUUUGCUCACAGAGCAUGGAUUUCCAUGCUGACAAAGGGCAUGGACUUCGAGUACAUAGAACAAGAUCCUUACAACAAAUCUCCAGAUUGGCUUGCCAUAAAUCCCCGUGGCCUGAUACCUGUUAUUGUACAUAAUGGCAAAUCCAUCUAUGAAAGCCAUGUCUGUAUUGAGUAUAUUGACGAAUCCUGGCCUAGUGAACCAAGAUUGUUGCCCAAAGAUCCUUAUCAAAGAGCAAAAGCUCGCAUGUGGGGUGACUUUGUGUCUAAGAAACUCAUUCCACCCUAUUACAAGUUCCUUGUGAAACAGUCCCCAGAGGAACAGAGUGAAGGCAGGGAACAAUUCUUGGCCAAUCUUCUAGAGUUCACUAAAGCAAUGGAUCCAGAAGGUCCAUUUUUCCUUGGCAAGGAAUUGGGUUAUGUAGAUAUUAUGUUUGCACCUUGGUCAUACAGGAUUUAUAUUUUAAAGCAUUACCGUAACUUUGAAAUCCCGCGGACAGAUGAAUACAGAAGAUAUCAUGUAUGGGCAGAAGCUGUGAAGAAUCAUCCUUGUGUUAAACCAGUGCAGCAGGAAGAAAGUAGGGUUCUGGCAGAUGCUAAGCCUUAUGCUGAAGGAAAUGCAAAGUCUGAGCUUGCAGAUGCAGUCCGUAAGGGAAAGACUAUCCCUUAA
Molecule: messenger RNA, 711 nt
Organism: Porites evermanni
Lineage: Eukaryota; Metazoa; Cnidaria; Anthozoa; Scleractinia; Poritidae
Source: the annotation of a GenBank genome assembly